Aspergillus pseudonomiae is the source of this 1449-nucleotide messenger RNA. Its product is annotated as MFS transporter. The record is from RefSeq and is a predicted model, not a curated record. Bases 1 to 1449 code for a protein of 482 amino acids. Gene Ontology annotation, biological process: transmembrane transport. Gene Ontology annotation, molecular function: transmembrane transporter activity. Lineage: Eukaryota; Fungi; Ascomycota; Eurotiomycetes; Eurotiales; Aspergillaceae. Gene Ontology annotation, cellular component: membrane. The transcript has 4 exons.
AUGGGAUGCCCAACCGAGAGUUCUGAGCCUGCAUCGCGAGACCCUGCGUUCGAAGUUGACUGGGAACAAAAUGACAAAGAGAAUCCCAACAACUGGCCUUUGUGGUACAAAUGCUUCACUGUGUGGUCUGUUUCACUCACUACAACAUGCGUGAUAUUGUAUUCCACGUCAUAUACAUCUGGCUCGCCGGGAAUCCAAGAAUCCUUCAAUGUUACAUCUAGGACUGUGGUGCUGAUUGGGCUGACUACCUACAUGAUAGGUCUGGGACUCGGUUGUCUAGUCCUCGCACCUCUGUCUGAAGUGUAUGGUAGACGAAUAAUCUACAUAAGCACUGGUGCCUUGUUUACUAUCUUGGUCGUACCUGUGGCACUGGCACCAAAUUUCGAGGCCGUCGUUAUCAGCAGGUUCUUUGGUGGUUUCUUCGGCAGUGCUUCGGUAGUAGCUGGUCCUGGCACUAUAAACGAUAUAAUCCAUCCCGAGUACAGAGCUUUAGCGUUUAGUCUAUGGAGUCUUGGGGCAAUGAAUGGCCCGGUUCUAGGUCCUAUUAUCGGCGGCUUUGUCUACCAAUAUCUUGGAUGGCGCUGGAUCAAUUGGAUUGUGCUUAUAUGUGGUGGAGCGUCAACCGCAUGCCUCUGUUUGGUGAAAGAGACGUACGCACCCGUCCUGCUCAAGAGGCGACGAAAGGCGAAGCAAAUCGAAACUGGCAAUACACGCUGGUGGACCAAAUAUGACAGCCAAGGUGAAGAAAGCAUCUGGAAAAGACUACAGACUAGCCUUAGCCGGCCACUUAUCAUGGCAAUUUUUGAACCAAUAUGUUUAUUCUGGAACGUAUAUGUGGGCGUUGUCUAUGCAGUAUUAUUCCUCUGUUUUGUCGGGUAUCCAAUGGUGUUUCAGCAACUCCGCGAAUGGUGCCCUGGUCUGGCAGGACUCGGAUAUUUGGGGAUUGGCACUGGCAUAGCGCUGGCGGUGUUCUCAGAACCAUUAGUCCGCAAGUUCCUCAUUGCAAAACAUCCACCCGAUCCGAUCACUGGAAAGAUCCCACCAGAGGCGUUGGUGCGACCAAUAUGCAUCGGUGGGAUACUCAUUCCCAUCGGGGAGUUCUGGUUCUCUUGGACCGCCCGGCCACCUGUCCAUUGGAUAUCAUGUAUACUAGCGGGUGUCCCAUUUGGGUUGGGAAAUGGGCUAGUGUUUAUCUAUGCUACCAGCUAUCUGGCAGCUAGCUAUGGUAUGUAUGCCGCCUCUGCUAUCGCUGGAAACUCGGUGGUUAGAUAUGUGUUUGGGGGAGUAUUGCCACUCGCAGGCUCGAAGAUGUAUGGGGCAAUGGGGGUGCAUUGGGCGGGAACGAUGUUAGCACUGGUGGAAGUAUUUUUGACAUUUAUCCCAUUUGUUUUCUAUCGAUAUGGUGGAAAGAUCAGGCAGCGUAGUCAGAUGGCUUCGAAGAUCAUCUAA